CGAGCAGCUUCCGGGACUGGAGCGCGAGCAGCUUCCGGGACUGCACCCGCGCGCCUGAGGUGAGGUGAGGAGGGAGGGAGAGGCCGCCCCCCGAGCUGCCUUUGACUAAGGGACCUGAUGUCAGAUGGGGAGAAGGACAUAGGAUGGAGCAACUGGAGCAGAGUCUCCCAACCAUUGCCUCAAUCAACGCAUCAUACUGUCAGAGCCAUAACAGGAUGCCAGCACAAUGCCAAUCACUCGAGCAAAAGAAAGCAAUCUCUGAUGUCCGCAGGACUUUCUGUCUCUUUGUAACCUUUGACCUGCUGUUUGUUUCCCUCCUGUGGAUUAUCGAGUUGAAUACAAAUGGUGGCAUUGAAAAAAAUCUAGAGGAUGAAAUAUUAAAUUAUGAUUUCAAAACUUCAUUCUUUGACAUAUUUUCACUGGCUUUGUUUCGCUUCGUGGUACUGCUGCUUGCCUACGCCCUUCUGAGACUCCGUCACUGGUGGGUGAUUGCGGUCACCACUUUGAUUACCAGCGGCUUUUUAAUUAUAAAAGUCAUUCUUUCAAUUCGGUUCCAGACCAGGGGUGCAUUUGGCUAUGUUCUCCCGAUUGUCUCCUUUGUCCUCGCCUGGCUGGAGACCUGGUUUCUUGAUUUCAAAGUGUUAAUUCAAGAGGCAGAGGAUGAGCGAUUUUACCAGACGACACACACACAGUCAGUGCAUUCACCCCUUCUGUACCCAAGAGUUGUAUCCGAGGGGCUGUUCUACUCUCCGCCAGAAUCCUUUGCAGGCUCUGACGAUGAGUUUGAAGGCGACAGUAUUGAAAGGAGAGCAGUAACGCCUCAGGAGAAGGAGUACGUGCGUCAGGGUCAAGAGGCAAUGAAAGUGAUGGAACAAAUACUAGGGCAGGAGCAGCACUGGAAGUUUGAGAAAGCGAAUGAUAACAGUGAUGUUGUUUACACGUUUGAAAUUCCAUAUCACGGCAAGAGUUUCAUUCUGAAGGCUUUCCUGCAAUGCCCUGCGGAGCUGGUAUACCAGGAGGUCAUUCUUCAACCUGAGAAAUUGGUCGUUUGGAACAAAACAGUUACUGUUUGUCAGGUUCUCCAACGGGUUGAUGACAACACUCUAAUCACCUAUGAUGUUGCUGCUGGAGCUGCUGGAGGGGUCGUUUCUCCCAGAGACUUUGUGAAUGUGCGUCGUAUUGAGAGGAAGAAGGAGAUGUACAUUUCUUCAGGAGUGUCAACUACUCAUGACACGAGACCUCCACAGAAAAAAUAUGUCAGAGGCGAGAAUGGGCCGGGAGGGUUUGUGGUGCUGAAGUCUCCUCGGAAUCCCAGUGUCUGCACCUUUGUUUGGAUACUGAAUACUGACCUAAAGGGUCAGCUGCCCCGAUACCUGAUCCAGCAGAGCCUCGCAGUCACCAUGUUCGAGUUCAUCUCACACCUGAGGCAGCGAAUCAGUGAGAUAUGUGAAACAGCACGUUCGUGACUGCACUGUGUAACAUUGCAUCAACUCCAUCUGCAGGAGGUCCAAGUCAGCAAUUAGAAACCAGGAUCUACUUACUGUCUGAAGCGACAUCCAUUCAUCUUUGUAAAUAUUCACUGAAAGACUUUUUUUAAAGUUAUUCUUCACGUGGCUGCCCUGAUUGAACAAUCACACGAAGAACAAAAGAGAAUUGAAAUACAUACUGAACAUUUUUAUUUUGGUAUUAUGCAAUUUUUGUAUUAUGUUGCUUGAGCCCCGCACUGUAAAACCUGCUGCUCUGGAAGUUUUACACAGAGAAGCAAAUGUUGCCUCUUUGAAGACAGCUCUGAGUUGUGCAGGUUCACUCAAUGAUGUAGGAUUGAAAUACUUGUUGCAUCCAUUAGGUGUUGCUGGUGAGGCAGUUGGCGAUCAGCUGCUCCUGUUCCUAGUCAGAGCCAGUCAUCAGGAGCCUGUGCCGCUGUGAUCAGAUGGUGUCCAGCGUUCCAUUGCAGCAGGGGUUGGUCGAUUCUCCUUUUUUGGGAGGUAGAUCCAUGAAACUAACUUUCUCUAGUGGCUAAUAGCCAUUUUUGUGGCUAAAUGGGUAAUUGUACCUGCCAGUGCGGAACUGAGCUCUGUGGCCCAGGAGAGUCUGGGCUUGGGGUGGGACUUAGCCUCGUGGUGGUGGUAGGGGUGGGGAGGAAGAUCCAAAGUUCAAUCCCUGCAUUCUGCUGAUCCCAUGUUCCACACUGGGCUUUAGGCUUUCUGAGUUUCUGGGGGUCGGGGUGGAGAAUCAGCUGGGAAUCCUGCUCUUGAUGACUAUUGAGUGGCCUUUUAGAAAAUGUGCGGAGAUAUCUUGUGACUGAAGGAUCAGAUAUGAUGUCCUCCAAGGUGGAAUAUCUUGCUGCCAUUCACUAGACUGACCUUUGAAUUCUGCAUGUUUGAAUGUGGAACUGGAGAAAGUGUGAAUGAAGCCCAUACUUGACAAGAGUCUGUGCUUUCAGGUGAGGUGAGGGUAUGGUAGGCACAGCCAUUACUUUGCCAUUACCUGGGAAAACACACCGUCAGCAGUUCACCGUUGGGUGUGCAAAGUGACUUGUUACACUAUUGUGGAUGAAGGACUCUCUAAUAGAGGUGUGAUUGACUCGCUUUCUCAUAGUUAACCCUGUUAAUUCCUCAUCUAGUCUCUACUUGCUUCCUGUCUCCAACAUUUUCCACACACCCUCAUCUGUUCCCAAGUUUUCUACACUGACUUGAUGAAUGGUGAAAUGUUUUGUCCCAGGGCAGGACUGUGUUCUAAAAGGAAUAGGAUAACGUUUUAAAAGUGUUAAACCAAAAUAAAGCCAUAAACCUGUGUAUUCUUUUUAACAAAAGAUAAAUGGCAGGUUAUUUUACUUUA
This is a messenger RNA of Carcharodon carcharias (great white shark), 2838 nucleotides long. It is a transcript of the gene stard3, whose product is annotated as StAR-related lipid transfer (START) domain containing 3. The record is from RefSeq and is a predicted model, not a curated record. The coding region runs from base 144 to 1466 and encodes 440 amino acids. Lineage: Eukaryota; Metazoa; Chordata; Chondrichthyes; Lamniformes; Lamnidae. Gene Ontology annotation, molecular function: lipid binding. The transcript has 15 exons.